Molecule: messenger RNA, 258 nt
Organism: Protopolystoma xenopodis
Lineage: Eukaryota; Metazoa; Platyhelminthes; Monogenea; Polystomatidea; Polystomatidae
Source: the annotation of a GenBank genome assembly
AUGCAGUCUACAGUCGAGGGCUUCCGUGUAGAAGCCGCUUGGCCGAAAGUGGGACUGACCGGCUUCGCCUUAAUCAAACCCAGAUGCACGGCACCGUGGAGAGUGAACCAACAUGACCAGGCAAGAUCGCAUCAAUGCUACAGACGUGGGUUCGCUUAUGCCCGCUUGCUGGAUGCAAUGAGGAGAACGCCCAUCUGCCACCCGAAGCCAGUUUCAGGCAAAGAUGACCCAACUCCGUGUCGCAAUUGCAGGAAUUAA